GCUUAGCUGCUCAACUCAUCGAAAGAUGACAAGUCUGGGAGAAUUCAAUCUGAUGAGCCAUAUAUAAUGACAAGCACCCAGCUCUUAAUUAAUUACAGCACGUUUCAUUUAAAUGGAAGCCAAAAGGUAUCGAAACACAAAUAAACAAGUGCCAUUAAAAUUAUGAACGCGUUCGAGAUAUAAAACUAAUAAAUAAUGCCAAAUAAAAUGUCAAUACUAUUUUUUAACAAUCAGUGCGUAUUCGGCGCGCUUCGAGUGCUGAUCGCUGUCGGAAAUUUAACUAAAAAUUUAACAAUAAAAAAUUGAAUGUAAAUUUGUGAAGCGAACAAUCCUUACACAAUGCUGUUUUUGCGCACUCAAGAGAAACACACUGAUCAGGAGCUGUUCAAAAUCAAACAAUUGCGUCAGCUGGUGGAGAAGUCUAAUGAGUUGCAGGUCGGCACGGAUGAGAUAUUUUUAACGAAAUUUCUAUGCUACACAAACUGGGAUACAUUUAAGGCCUUUCAGGCCAUACACGCCUACUACGAUUUUAAGCUAAAACAUCCCACCUGGGUGGCACUGCAUCCCAUUGAGUUUUAUGCUCGGCUUUUCUAUGCAACACAGUGUCGGUUCGUCAUGCCGCAUACGGAUAAGAAUGGACGUGUGCUGGUCAUCUUUAAGACAGUGGAUGCAUUCCAACAGUUUCCAGAUUAUUUGCAGCAUUUAAUCGAAAUGGAUGAUCUCAUCUUUGAGUCGUUGUUGAUGUUGCCGCGCGUGCAACAGAAUGGCAUAACGGUCAUUUGUGAUUUACAGGGCACCACACGCAACUUUCUGCGUCAGUUCUCGCCCACAUUUAUGAAGAUCGUCAACGAGAAGAAUUCGGUUCUGCCUUUUUCGCAGCGAAUUGUUCACAUCAUUCAGCGUGGAUUUCUCAUGCAUGUGACAUCGUCACUCUUUCUGCCCUUUAUGAAUAAAGAUUUUAAGGAGCGCAUUUUCACUCACGAUGGUCGGCAUUUGAACAAGCUGCGCGAUAUGAUUGGAAUGGAUUGUUUGCCAGCAGAAUAUGGCGGGCCAGCAGUUAAUGUGCUCGAUACGAAUUUGAUUGUCAAUCAUUUGAGCCAAAAUUCGGAUUACUUGGAGAACUUGCAGCACUAUAAAAAGCUUAAAGAUAAUUAAACACAAACAACAAAUAGAUCUAAAAAAUUAUUUAAAUUUGAGUAGAAGCAAUAAAUAGCAUAUAUACUUAUAUGCUAUAAACUGAAAUCCAAAAAAUAUUUAUAUAUAUGUCUCACGUACUCAAUUAAAAUUAUUAUGCAAAUUAAAU
This is a messenger RNA of Drosophila grimshawi, 1303 nucleotides long. Its product is annotated as retinaldehyde-binding protein 1. Bases 340 to 1155 code for a protein of 271 amino acids. The transcript is spliced from 4 exons. Gene Ontology annotation, cellular component: membrane. The record is from RefSeq and is a predicted model, not a curated record. Gene Ontology annotation, molecular function: phosphatidylinositol bisphosphate binding. NCBI's taxonomy places the organism in Eukaryota, Metazoa, Arthropoda, Insecta, Diptera, Drosophilidae.